AUGGUUCCCUAUUUACGUCUGUGUCUCCUAGGUAACUAUGACCUGCGGGUGGACUUGGAGGACUUUGAGGGUAAUCAGCGCUACGCAGAGUACAAUAACUUCAAAGUGGACGAUGAAAAGGACGACUUCCAGUUAAAUUUGGGACAGUAUAAUGGGAAUGCAGGGGACGCUCUCUCUGACGCCCCCUCCUCCGCCGGGCAGCAAUGGAUCAAUCCAGGCGUUGGGUCCAACAGGGUCAAAUUCAGCACCUUCGACCACCCUGAUGAUGACACCAAGUGUAUCAGACACUCUAAUUCUGGCUGGUGGUUCAGUAGGUGUGACGCAGGGAACCUGAAUGGUCAUUACUACAAAGGGCCGUACCAAGCGAUGACCGAUGACGGGGUGGUGUGGUACACGUGGCACGGUUGGUGGUACUCCAUCAAAUCUGUGGUCAUGAUGGUACGAGCCGCAGACCUCGAGCAGCCGCCACCAGUCAUGGCCCCGUUGCAGGCACAAUCUGACAUCAACUUAACUCCCGGCAUCCCUGAUCAUCCUAAUGGCCAUUAA
Scomber scombrus (Atlantic mackerel) is the source of this 546-nucleotide messenger RNA. Its product is annotated as fibrinogen-like protein 1. Gene Ontology annotation, biological process: regulation of immune response; negative regulation of T cell activation. Bases 1 to 546 code for a protein of 181 amino acids. The record is from RefSeq and is a predicted model, not a curated record. NCBI's taxonomy places the organism in Eukaryota, Metazoa, Chordata, Actinopteri, Scombriformes, Scombridae. The transcript has 3 exons.